AUGCUCGUAUCUAAGGAUUCGUCAUCCGUCUCAUAUAGCAAAGAUUGGAUAUACAGUGUUCAGAUAAAUCGUUGGUUGCUGAAAGCAAUCGGUAUCUGGCCUCUCUCAUUGUGCGUCACCACCACAGAGAAAAUCUAUUCUGUGAUUCUCACUUUAAUCAGCAUUUUUCUGAUAGGUUUCCUUCUCGUACCCUGCGCCCUGUGCACUCUCCUUGACAAAACAGGAGAUCUCGAUACGAAGAUUAAAAUGAUCGGUCCGUUUAGUUUCUGUAUAAUGGCGGUAAUCAAAUACUAUGUUCUCCUCUCGCGUGGAUCGUAUAUCGGUAAGUGCAUCGAGGAUAUUCGAAUCGACUGGUCCCGUGUUUCUUCGCAAUAUUGUUUGGAAGAUAGAAAAAUUAUGAUGGAGAACGCAAGAAUUGGUCGAUCUCUAGCGAUCUUCUGCGCCGGUUUCAUGUAUUCUGGUGGAUUUUUCUAUACUAUUGUGAUGCCUCUUUGCACAAAACGAACAGAGAUAAUCGAUAACGAGAUCGUGAGAUCUCAAGCAUUUCCAAUCUAUCGUGGACUUCUCGAUCCACGCACCAGUCCAUCCUUCGAAAUCGUGCAAUUGAUGCAAUGUUUAGCUGGCUUUGUGAUAUAUUCCGUCACUGUAGGUGCUUGCAGUUUGGCCGCCGUUUUUGUUAUGCAUGCCUGUGGACAAUUUCAAAUUCUCGUAAAAAAAUUGCGAAAAUUGAUUGAUGGACUGAAAGGAGACAAAGACAUGGAGAACAUAGUGCAUGAACAACGAUUAGGCAAUAUUGUUGAACAUCAUUUACAUAUAUUAGGUUUUAUAUCUCAAAUCGAAGAACUUCUAAACGAAAUAUGUUUCGUUGAAUUUAUAGGAUGUACGCUGAAUAUAUGUUUCUUGGGAUACUUUUUACUUAAGGAAUGGGAACAAAGUGAAACUAUAGGGACCUUAACCUACUGUAUAUUGCUCAUAUCUCUUAUAUUCAAUAUUUUUAUAUUAUGUUAUAUUGGUGAAAUUUUAUCGGAAGAGUGUAGAAAUAUUGGUUUGUCAGCUUAUAUGAUUGAUUGGCAUCGUUUACCAGGAAAGAAAGCACUCAGUUUAAUAUUAAUAUCUGCAGCUUCGAAUUCUUCUACAAAAUUGACAGCUGGUAAACUCGUGGAAUUAUCUUUGAGUAGCUUUUGUAGCGUGUUAAAAUCAUCUUUAGCAUAUUUAAGUUUACUUCGUACUCUUACUACAUAAAUAUUUCAUGAUGCGGUAACAAAAAAUUUAUCAAAAUUCAAAAUAAUUAUUUCAAAAUAUUAUUAAAAAUGAUUUUUUUUACACCGAAAGUUCAAUUUAUUUCAAAAAUUAUAUUCUAAGAUAAAUUUCAGAAUAAACAAUUUCAAAAAUAAA
This is a messenger RNA of Apis cerana (Asiatic honeybee), 1395 nucleotides long. RefSeq names its product odorant receptor 35 (gene Or35). Gene Ontology annotation, molecular function: olfactory receptor activity; odorant binding. Gene Ontology annotation, biological process: detection of chemical stimulus involved in sensory perception of smell; sensory perception of smell. NCBI's taxonomy places the organism in Eukaryota, Metazoa, Arthropoda, Insecta, Hymenoptera, Apidae. The record is from RefSeq and is a predicted model, not a curated record. Gene Ontology annotation, cellular component: plasma membrane.